This is a messenger RNA of Xenopus tropicalis (tropical clawed frog), 1772 nucleotides long. RefSeq lists its product as uncharacterized. Bases 1 to 1122 code for a protein of 373 amino acids. The transcript is spliced from 11 exons. The record is from RefSeq and is a predicted model, not a curated record. Lineage: Eukaryota; Metazoa; Chordata; Amphibia; Anura; Pipidae.
AUGGCCAUGUUGGCCCUUGAGCACUUACUGGCCACAUGGAAUAGCCAGCUUUUACUGAGGGAGACCCCCUUGGGGUACUCCGGCCUUGUGCCGGACCCUCCAUUUCGCCCAGAAGCCAAAGUCAUCUCAGGCUUCUGGUCCCAAGAGACAUCAUCUGGGAAACUUCUUUUUAGAGGUUGCUGUAGUGCAAGGAAAAUGCCAUUCCUUCAGUUGCUGUGCUAUGCCCUGGAGGACUUCAGGGAAGAAAAUAACAAUUUUGACCACCUGCUUUCCUGUUAUGAACAUCGCUACAGGAAGCAAUUUGGAAAGCUGAAAGACUUAGAACAUUUUCUCGUGUGGUAUGAUGACGAGAAUAGUCUUGGCGGAGGGAACAACGUCGCCAACUAUCUCACGAUGAUCCAACAUCUGGAAGAUCUGGAAAGUCUUGCAGUGACAUAUCGGGUCCUGUAUACUAUGGAUUCUUGGCCAAUUAUGACACCAGAAGGACAAGUGCUGAAGGACCGAUACAGGGACCUUGUCGAAUUCCAUCAAGCUAUAACAUCAAAGCUUGAGGUACUCAAGAUGAAGAUUGUGGAGAAGGAAGAGGAGCUGAAGGAAGAGGAGCUGAAGGAAGAGGAGCUGAAGGAAGAGGAGCUGGAGGAAGUUGCUGGGACCAGUGAACAUCAAGGAGAGCCUCCUGUCAUAGAGGAGAAAGUAGAAGAGCCUCCUACUGCAGAAGAGGGAGUGGAAGAGCCUCCCACAUCAAUGGAGGAAGAAGUGCCACCUGAAGGGGAGGUGGAAGAGCCUCCCCCUUUAAGGGUGGAAGAGGCAGCGCCAUCUACAGAAGGGGGGGAAGUGGCAGAGCCUCCCCCUUCAAGGGAGAAAGAGGAAACACCAUCUGCUGAAGGGGAGGUAGUGGAAGAACAUCCGGCUUCAAGGGUGGAAGAGGCAGCGCCAUCUACUGAAGGGGAGGAAGUGGCAGAGCCUCCCCCUUCAAGGGAGAAAGAAACACCACCAGCUGAGGAACAUCAGACCCUUAGAAGGCGGGUUAGAAAGGCGCUCCAGAGAGUUUGGAAGUCCACCAGAAGAUUCGUGAGGGAGGUAUGUUGUCACCGGAGGUAUGUUGUCACCGCUGCUCCCUGAUUGCCUCCCAUUCUUUCACUCAAGUACCUGCCCACCUCUCGACUCAAGUGCCCACCUACCCACCUCUUCCACACAAGUGCCUACAUAGCCACACAAAGCCCACCCAUCCACCACUUCUACACAAACAACCACCAUACAAUCCAAAACUCUUCCAUACAAUCGCCUACACAAGCACCUGACAGCCCACCCAGCAAUACACAAGCACCUGUCCACCCACCCCUCUACAAAUAUACACUCACCCACUUUAGCCCUCUACACAUAGAACAUAUAAAGCCAUGAUCCAGGGUGUAAAACCGACUGCCGUUUCUAGGAGUCAGAAAGGAAUUUUUACCUUCAGUGCAGAUUGGCAAAGCGCACUGUAGAGUUUUUUGCCUUUCUUUGGAUCAUCAUGGCUCCCAUGCAGCAAGCUGUGGCCCCCAGGAUUACUUUUGCUCUGUGCAGGCCUAGCCAUAAGGAAUCAUCACACCCCUAGGGCAGAGCUAGAGCCAAUUCUCGCACAAGGAAGGGUAGGGAGAGGGAGAUGGUUGGUUAAUCCCUGCCCUACUAUUGAGCCUACAAAGUGUUUUGGGAGCCACAGGUCGUUUCAGGGAAAGCCUAACCACCUUUUGGCUUAUUAAUAAAUCCUGUUACCCCAACAGAUUUCUCAUAAA